This is a messenger RNA of Saprolegnia parasitica CBS 223.65, 1022 nucleotides long. RefSeq lists its product as hypothetical. The transcript has 2 exons. The record is from RefSeq and is a predicted model, not a curated record. NCBI's taxonomy places the organism in Eukaryota, Oomycota, Saprolegniomycetes, Saprolegniales, Saprolegniaceae. The annotation marks the transcript as partial.
AUGCAGACGCUCUUGUACGACGUCCGCGACGUCGAGUACAUGGCGAUCUACGACACUGCCGUGCAGCACAUUCCUCUGCGCAAGGACCUCGCGCACCUCCGCCCGCCGCCGCCUCGGCUCACGGACAAGCGCGACAUCUUUGUCGGCGUCGCCGCCUACCGCGACGGCUUCAAGUGCGGGUUCGCGCUCUGGACGGCCUUUUCGCGCGCGGUCCACCCUGAGAACGUCUUCUUUGGCAUUGUAGACCAGACACUGGACGAUGAUAUUGCCUGUAUUGACGCCUACUGCGCACGCGCGCAUGAGACGUGGCCACACGAGGCGUGCCGAUACAAAUCGCAGAUCACGAUCGACGCGCGGUCAGCGGCAACCUCGAAAGGCCCGACACUCGCCCGCGCGCAGCUGCACGCGCUCCUUGGCGAUCAAGAAUUUGGCAUGAUGAUCGAUGCGCACGUGCAGUUUACUCGAAAUUGGGACGACGUGGUCAUUGCCGAGUGGGCCGCGGCCAAGAACGAGAUGGCCGUGCUCUCCCACUAUCCGCUCGGCUACGAGCACCUCUCGGCCAACGCGACGUUCGAUGGCAACUAUGGCUCCCACGUGUGCAACUACAAGCCGCGCGCGGCCGCCAACGCCGUCAUCUACUACUCGGGCAUCCUUCUUGCGGAGCACUUGGAGCGUCCGCUCUUGUCCGUCUCGUGGGCCGGUGGCUUUUCGUUUAUGAAGAGCCAUGCGUGGCGCCGGGCCCCCGUCGACCCGUACAUGAACUGGGUCUUUUAUGGCGAAGAGGUGCUGCAUGCGUUCCAGCUCUGGACGCGGGGGUACGAUCUCUACUCGCCGAGCCAGUUCGGCAACGUCGUCUUUCACAACUGGACCGACGACGGCCACAAGCACCGCUUCUCGGACAACGUCACGCGCCUCAUGACGCAAGCCGAGCACGACCGCGAGGAAACCAUGGCGUACAACCGGCUCCGCCUCCUGUUUCAGCAGUCGUUUGCCGGCGACGUCGACGCGCGGGAGAUCGACAA